Molecule: messenger RNA, 729 nt
Organism: Solea solea (common sole)
Lineage: Eukaryota; Metazoa; Chordata; Actinopteri; Pleuronectiformes; Soleidae
Product: troponin I, fast skeletal muscle-like
Exons: 7
Coding region: 103-618 (171 amino acids)
Biological process (GO): muscle contraction
Cellular component (GO): troponin complex
Source: RefSeq, a predicted model, not a curated record
CCAAGGAUGAUUUCCUUCAGCUGAGUCUGGUCGCCACUGCCGCCGCACCCGCUCCUUGACUUCCCGCCGUGUCGCAGGACGUGAAGACAAGAAACCGCCAACAUGUCUGACAAAAAGAUGUCUUCGAGCCGCAGGCAUCAUCUCAAGAGUUUGAUGCUGCAGAUUGCGGCGAGCUGGAUUCAACAGGAAAAGAAAGACAUCAUUGCAAUGAAGGAGGCCUACAUCGCUGAAACCUGUGCACGGCCUAACUUGAGUGGGGAUCAAGCCACUCUCAUGGAAACCUGCAAAAAGCUUCACGCACUCAUUGACAAAAUUGAUGAGGAGAGGUACGACAUGGAGUCCAAAGUGGGCAAGGCUGAUAAAGAGAUCGAUGACCUGAAAAUGAAAGUGGUCGACUUGGCUGGACUGAAGAAACCCGCUUUGAAGAAAGUGCGUAUGUCCGCCGAUGCCAUGCUCAAAGCUCUGCUGGGCUCCAAACAUACUGUCAAUCUGGACCUGAGGGCCAACCUGAAGCAGGUCAAGAAGGAGGUGAAAGAGGAGCCUGCAGAAGCAGUCGGCGACUGGCGUAAGAACAUUGAGGACAAGGCAGACAGGAAGAAGAUGUUCGAGACUUCCUAAAGAAAUAACUUACUCUGGGCUUGUAGCACUUUUUAUUUGGAAUUUAUGAAGUUUUUUUGGAUUUCAUGGAUGUGAAAAACCCCUUUUGUUUUAUUAAAUCUGUAGGUUUCA